Molecule: messenger RNA, 2641 nt
Organism: Dermatophagoides pteronyssinus (European house dust mite)
Lineage: Eukaryota; Metazoa; Arthropoda; Arachnida; Sarcoptiformes; Pyroglyphidae
Product: lachesin-like
Cellular component (GO): neuron projection
Source: RefSeq, a predicted model, not a curated record
CCAUCAUUUUAACAAUUAUUGGUGGUGUGUGUGUGUGUGUGUUUUUGUGGGUGUGGAUGUGUUUUGAUUCGACAACCAUUAAUUCAAAAGAAUAAUGUGCUAUUUGUUACGACGAUCAAAAUGGCUAAAAGCCAUUAAUUGUUGGUUCACUUGUUUGAUGGUUGCUUUACUUUUAAUCAGAGCUACCGAUCAUAGUAUUAUCAAUAAUUUGGAUGACGGUCUCAAUCAAUAUCCUAGUCAUACUAAAGAAUGGGUAACAUUGCCAGAUUGGAUAGCUAUCAAAAGAAAACGAUAUACAUUGCAUCAAAUGGAUGAGCCUGAAUUUGUUGGUAUGAUACCGAAUUUGACCGUAUCGGUUGGUCGUGAUGCCAAAUUUCCUUGCAUCGUCAACAAUUUGGAUACAUAUCGAGUCGGUUGGAUUCGUAAUGAGGAUAAAUCAAUUCUUACUAUACAACAUCAAGUUGUCACACGUAAUAGCCGCAUAUCAUUGACACAAAGUGAACAUAAAAUUUGGACAUUACACAUUAAAAAUGUGCAAGAAUCCGAUCGUGGAGGUUAUAUGUGUCAAAUCAAUACAAUGCCAAUGAAAAGUCAAGUCGGAUAUCUUGAUGUGACUGUUCCACCAGAUUUUAUCAAUUCGGAAACAUCAUCCGAUGUUGUCGUUCGUGAAAAUCAGAAUCUUACCUUACGUUGUAAGGCACGUGGUCAUCCUGAACCAAAACUAACUUGGCGUCGAGAAGAUAAUAAGCCGAUCGAAUAUGGCAAUUGGCAAUCGAAUAAAGAAAGUGGAUUCGAAUAUCCCAAUUCCACCGAAGGUGAAGUGAUCCACAUAGAAAAAGUAAGCCGUCUUCAUAUGGGCGCAUAUCUAUGUAUUGCACAAAAUGGUAUUCCUCCAUCGGUAUCUAGAAGGAUCGUUCUCCAAGUCAAUUUUCCACCUAUGAUUUGGGUGCCUAAUCAAUUGCUGGGAGCUUCAAUCGAUGAUCAAGUUAUAUUACGUUGCGAUACUGAAGCAUUUCCAUUAUCAUUAAAUUAUUGGACAAAAGAAGAUCGUUCUUCAUCUACGAAAGGUGAUGAACCAGAUCAUGCUGAAAUUAUGAUUGUAAAUUCAGAUAGAUAUCGUAUAGCCAACCAGGAACAAUCAUACAAAGUACAUAUGAAAUUGGUUAUCAAACGUAUUACCUCCGAUGAUUUUGGCACAUACCGAUGUCAUGCUAAAAAUAGUCUUGGUUCCACACAAGGAUCCAUACGAAUCUAUGGUAUUCCAGAAUUUGUUGGACACGUACCCAAUGUGACUGCUCAGGUUGGUCGCGAGGCUCGUCUAGCUUGUAUCAUACGGAAUUUAGCCUCUUAUAGUGCGGCAUGGAUACGUGACGAUUUGAAAAGCAUUCUAACAUUACAGACACAUAUUAUUACUCGAGAUCCUCGGAUAUCAUUGAUCCGAUAUUUCAUAUUAGUCAUACGUAAUGUUCAAUUUUCUGAUCGUGGUGGGUAUAUGUGUCAAAUCAACACUGUACCGUUGCGCAAACAGAUCGGAUAUCUAAGGGUAGUUGUGCCUCCAGAUAUCAUUGACCAUGAAUCCUCUAAUGAUGUUUUGGUUCGAGAAGGCGAUAAUGUCACAUUAAGAUGUAAAGCUCGAGGCUAUCCAGAACCUGUUAUUGAGUGGCGUCGAGAGGAUGGAGCCCGUGUUCCGUUAGGUAAUCGCUCCAACGGACACAAUAAUCGACAUGUUAUGGUCAAUAAAACCGAAGGCGAAUUACUGGAAAUAGCCCGAGUGACAAGAGUUCAUUCUGGAGCAUGGCUUUGUAUUGCAUCGAAUGGUGUAAUGCCAUCAGUAAGCCGUCGAAUAUUGCUUAACGUACAAUUUGUUCCACAGAUUUGGAUACCAAUUGAAGAGAUCGGAGCGCCAUUUGGUUCUAAUAUUACAUUGGAUUGUCAUAUCGAAGCCUAUCCACUUCCAUUAAAUUAUUGGACAUUUGGUUCACAAUCACAAAGUAUCUACAUAAGCGGACCGAAGUACGAAGUAUCGGUAAAAGAAAAGGGCUAUAAACGUCAUCUCAAGUUGACCAUACAAUCUUUAUCAUCCGAAGAUCUGGGCCUCUACCAAUGUCAUGCUCAUAAUUCUCUUGGACGUCAGGUGAAACAAGUUAAAGUUUAUUCCAGCAAAAUCCAUCAACAAAGUCAAUCAAAAUGGAAUCCAAAUGAUCGUAGCCAACAGCCGCCGUUACCCAAAAGAGUAUCAUCGACAUCAAUCGAUCCAAUGACAACUACGACGAAAAAUAACGACAAAUCGAAGAGAAAACGAAAAAGAAAGAAAAUUAAAUUGACCACAACAAUUCCGCGAAAAGAAUGGAGUGCUGUUUUGGAUGGCGGUCCCCGUUUCAAUGACAAAUUGAUGAUGACAAAUAUUUCGGAUCGUAAUUUCGAUUUGAAUCGACGAUCGUCAAAAAAGAAAAAUAUUCGACCAUCAGAUGAUGAUGAUGAAUAUUAUAAUGAAGACGAUUAUUAUUACGAUGAAGAUGAUAAUAAUUAUUACGAUGACUGUGUUCAUCAUAAAUUUGAAAUGUUCUUGAUGAUGGUCGUAAUUUUUAACACUGUACUAUCAAUUCCUCGAUACUUCCUAUAUUGAUUUAUUAAACAUUAA